Molecule: messenger RNA, 471 nt
Organism: Cryptomeria japonica (Japanese cedar)
Lineage: Eukaryota; Viridiplantae; Streptophyta; Pinopsida; Cupressales; Cupressaceae
Product: probable fatty acyl-CoA reductase 5
Exons: 4
Coding region: 1-471 (156 amino acids)
Biological process (GO): suberin biosynthetic process; long-chain fatty-acyl-CoA metabolic process
Cellular component (GO): intracellular membrane-bounded organelle
Molecular function (GO): alcohol-forming very long-chain fatty acyl-CoA reductase (NADP+) activity
Source: RefSeq, a predicted model, not a curated record
AUGGCGAUGGAUACUCUUGAGUUUCUAAGAGAUAAAACUAUUCUCAUUGUUGGUGCCACGGGAUUUCUGGGAAAAGUUUUUGUGGAGAAAAUCCUGCAAGUGCAACCAGAUGUGAAGUGUAUUUAUACACUUAUAAGGUCUACAAAUGAGGAAUCUGCUCGAGCCAAACUACAGAAUGAUGUGAUAUCCAGACCGUUGUUUGGGCUUCUGCGGGAGCGUUACAAGGGAGAAAGGUAUAAGGAAUUCAUGGCAAGAAAACUUGUUUCUGUUGUUGGAGAUGUGGCACUCAAUGAUCUCGGAAUCAAAGAUGUGGUGAUAUCCAAACAGUUGUUCUGGCUUCUGCAUGAGCGUUACAAGGGAGAAAGCUUUCAGGAACGCAUGGUAAGAAAGCUUAUUCCUGUUGUUGGAGACGUGGUGCUCAAUGAUUUGGGAAUCAAGGAGAGAAUAAGUGAUGUAGGAGCAUCGGAGUAG